CUCGAUCGCGAAAUCCGCGACCCGAAUCACUCCUCAAAUACUCCGAUUUCGCCCUCCGAAUCCGCUCUUCUCUCUCUCUCUCUCUCUCUCUCUCUCUCCUCAACCCACCCUUUUCUCUCUCCCCACGCGUUCGCCCCCCUCUCUCUCUCUCUCUCUCUCUCGCGCUCGUCUCCUCCCCCUUCCACAACCCGAUCUCUAAUUCCCAACACCCAACCCUCCAAUUCGAUCUCCGGAGCUCCCCGAUUAGGGUUUGUGUAGGUCCGUUGCGGCCCCCUGGAUCUGCCGAUGGGAAAGGGUUUCGCGCGUGCGCGACUCGGCGAAGCGGGACGAAUCUAGGGUUUCGAUGCGAUUGGGGCGCGGGAGGUGGAAUUGAGUGCCCCCGGAUUGAUGGUUCGCGCCGCGGGAGGGAUCGGAGCAAACCCUAGCUGGGAAGAUGCAAGGCUAUGCAUGGGCGGGUGGAAGGUGAGGAGAGGAAGCGGCUUCGGCACAUGUGGCCAGCGCCUGCGCCCGCUACAGCAGCACCAGCCGCAGCGAUUCCUCCGCCGCCGGGGGCAAUAAUCAACCCUUCCCCCUCCAAUUCCCAUCCCUCCGCGCCUGAUUCUUUCCUAAAGGACGGGCGUGAGAUUCGAGUUGGUGAUUGUGCUCUUUUCCAGGCUGGAAAUGCCCCACCUUUCAUUGGAAUAAUACGCUGGUUCAGAUCAAGUGAGGAAGAUUAUCUUAAGUUAUGUGUGAAUUGGCUUUACCGACCUGCUGAUAUAAAGCUUGCUAAGGGUAUUACACUUGACGCUGCACCAAACGAGGUCUUUUAUUCUUUCCAUAAAGACGUUGUAUCUGCUGCCUCUUUGCUUCAUCCUUGUAAGGUUGCCUUUCUACGUAAGGGCGUCGAACUCCCACCUGGGAUAUCCUCAUUUGUGUGUAGGCGAGUGUAUGAUAUUGAGAAUAAGUGCUUAUGGUGGCUAACCGAUCAGGAUUAUAUUAAUGAACGGCAGGAAGAAGUAGAUAGACUUUUAGACAGAACGCGACUAGAAAUGCAUGCGGCAGUGCAAUCUGGCGGGCGUUCACCAAAACCAUCAGCGAACAGUCCGUCAUCCACACAACAGUUGAAAUCCAGCUCAGAUACCGUACAAAAUAGCAGCUCCUCUUUCCCGUCACAGGGGAAGGGAAAGAAGAGGGACCGGGCCGAAUCAGGCCCAGAUCCUGUUAAGCGGGAACGUUCCACCAAACCAGAAGAUGCUGAUUCUAGUAGCAUUAAACUUGAAAAUAUGAGGGCUGAAAUUGGUAAAAUAACUGAAAAAGGAGGGCUUUCGAAUGCUGAAGCAGUUGAGAGACUAGUCAACCUGAUAGUUGUGGAUAGAACUGAGAAAAAGAUAGAUUUGGCUGGUAAGGUAAUGCUUGCGGAUAUUAUUGCAGCCACUGAUAGGUAUGAUUGCCUUGGGAAGUUCGUGCAGCUAAGGGGUCUGCCAGUUUUGGACGAUUGGCUUCAAGAGGCACACAAAGGAAAGACUGGUGAUAAUACUAGCCCUAAGGAAAGUGAUAAAGGUGUAGAAGAACUUCUACUGGCUCUGCUUCGAGCGCUUGAUAAAUUGCCUGUUAAUAUUAAUGCUUUACAGACUUGUAAUAUCGGGAAAUCGGUGAACCAUUUGCGAAGCCAUAAAAACUUGGAAAUUCAGAAGAAAGCAAGGAGCCUGGUUGAUAUUUGGAAGAAACGAGUAGAUGCUGAAAUGAAGGUUAAUGAUGCAAAAUCUCUAGUGGCAGGCCAGCCUGUUGCUUGGCCUGGAAAACCGGGUUUUUCAGAUGUUUCUAAUUCAGGAAAUAGACGAAUGGUUUCAACUGAAUUGACCACGAAAAGUUCCUCAGCGCAACCUCCUCCAUCUAAAGCUUUGAUCGGUAAACCUGGACACUCUGAUUCCAAUUCAAAGCCAACUCCAUUAGUAUCUAGUUCAUCAAAGUUGCAAUCACCUUCAAGUGCCGCAGCCGUUAGUACCCCACAGGCAACAGUAAAGGAGGAGAAAAGCAACAGCUCUAGUCAGUCCCAAAACAAUAGUCAGUCUUCUUGGAAGGAGGAUGCAAGGAGUUCAACCGCUGGGUCGAUGAAUGUGAGCAAAGCCUCUGGUGGCUCAUCACGCCAUCGGCGGUCCAGCAAUGGGCUUAUUGGAACAACUGUCUCUGGAUCUCAGAAGGAAGGCAUCUCAGGCAAGUCCACUUCUCCUAACAGGACUGCUUCAUUGGACAAAGCUUUACAAGGUGCACUAGUGUGUGAAAAACCUCUUGAUACGGCAGCUGGUGAUCAGGGGAACAGCCAUAGGUUGAUCGUUAGGCUUCCUAAUCCUGGUCGCAGCCCCGUACAAAGUGCUUCUGGAAGUGCUUUUGAGGACCCAUCAGUUACAGUAAGUAGAGCGGUGUCUCCUGGAAAUGAGAAUAGUGAUCAAAAGGUGAAAGUAAAAAGUGAUGCAUCUCGUUCUUAUACUCAUACAGAAGUGAAUACAGAACCAUCUCAGAGCCAUGAUGCUAAAGAAGGACCAGCUGGUUCUGACGAGGCUGAAGAAACUGUAAGGGCUUCAGAUAUUCCAAAAAUUCCUUUGAUUAAACCCAGUGCAAGAAAUUCUUUCAGCUCUAUAAAUGCAUUAAUUGAAAGUUGUGCACAAUAUGCUGAGAGCAGCACUGCUCCGAUACCAGCUGGGGAUGAUGGUGGAAUGAAUCUGCUUGCCAGUGUGGCUGCUGGGGAAAUAUCUCAAUCCAGCUUGAAUACGCCAUCUGAUUCCCCUGGGGUUUCGCCUGUGGUUGAAGAACCUUGUGGUGGCAACAGUGAGGUUCAUGAUCGUUUACAAUCUGAGGAAGCUGCUAAGAUUGAAUCGGGAAAGAAUGAGCGAAAUGGUGAAAUUAUGGGUGGAGAUGAGCCACAACAAACUAACUUGCCUUUGCAGGAAAAUAAAACUGCUGAGCCUAAUGGACAAUUGCCUGUUGCCAAUUUGAGCCUUGAUAGGAAUGCCGAAUCUUGUGCUAAGUCAAGUGGAAAAGGUGAAGAAGGGAAUGUUACUAGGCCAGGUCCAGUUGACAUGGAGUGUGAAGGUGAUGGAGCCCAUAAUCAAAGGGAGAAAUCCAUUGUUAGUAAGCAGGCUGCUGAUGAUUCUAUUGAUUGUGGGCCCGCAUCGAAGAUUCCGUUAACAAAUGAAAGUAAAUACACAGAUAUUGCUUGUGAAAAAACUGCAGAAGGAGAUGGCAGUGCAGGCACUUCUAAUGUUGUUUCCAACUCCUUGGACAAUAAAUGUGAUAAUGCUGCUGCCUCAAACAGAAAAUUUGAUAAUUUGGUUGUUGAGGAAUCUUCAUCAUGUGCUAAGGACAGAGAAGUACAGAAUGCUACCAACUCGACUGAACAACAUACCCCAUCUUCAGUUCAUGCAGAUGCUAUUGAUAGACCUGAUAAUGUCGAUACCGUUGCUUCAUUUGGAUCCGAUAAAAGCCCUCACCCAGCAAAUGCUGAUGAAUCCCCAUCUAACAGGCCGGCUAGCUUGGAGGUGAACAAAUCAGAACUGAAUACUAAUGAAAAGAAGGAACAGACAGCUCCUGUUGCAUCAAAUAUCCCUGACCAAGUUGGUGGAAAUAAUAGAAUGGAGAAUAAAGUAGCGGAGUCUGCUCGAGAGACUGAGCCAUGUGUGAAACCUGCUUGUGCUAAGCUUUCAGGCAAGAAUGAAGACGGAAAGGAGGCAGUUGGACCAUCAGCUGAUGCAUCUUCUCUGAGUACCAAGUCUGAGCCAGAUGUUGCAACUAGGCUCGACUUUGACUUAAAUGAAGGCAUUGGUGCAGACGAUGCACACCAAUGUGAGCCAGCUACUACCACCUCAUCUACUCCGCUAUUUUCAACGGGAGUCCAUUUGCAUGGUUUCUCUCCUUUUAUAUCACCAUUGCCGAGUGGUGGAUUGCGUGCUCCAAUUACAGUAGCUGCCCCUGCUAAAGGACCUUUUGUCCCACCGGAGAACUUGUUGAAGAGUAAGGCUGAGCCUGGAUGGAAAGGCUCUGCCGCGACAAGCGCCUUUCGCCCUGCUGAACCACGGAAGGUUCUGGAGAUGCCACUUGGUGCAUCGGAGACCGUAGGAUCCGAUGCUGGUGGAAAGCAUGGCCGCCCUAUAUUGGAUAUCGAUCUGAAUGUGGCUGAUGAGAGACUUCUUGAAGACAUGGGCUCCCAGGGAUCGGCUCAGACAACCGGCUCUGCAUCAGGGAGCGUCACUAAUCUUGAUGCCCCGACAAAAACAACUGGUGGCGGGCUUGAUCUAGACUUGAAUCGAGUUGAUGAAGGUCCGGAUAAUGUACAAUCCUUGACUAACAGUAAUCGUAGAUUUCCUACUACAGAGAUUAACGGUUUGAGGGACUUUGAUCUGAACAACGGGCCUGAGCUUGAUGAAGUUGGUGCGGAGCCUGCACCGCGGAACCAAAUUGCAAAAAGUAACAGCAACAUGCCAUUUUUACCUCCUGCUUCAGCCCUCAGAAUGAACAAUGACGAAUUGAGAAAUGUAUCUUCAUGGUUUGCUACUGGGAACUCUUUACCUGCUGUUGCUAUACCAUCUUUCUUACCUGAGAGAGGUGAGCAGCCUUACCCCAUUGUGGCAGCUCCUGGACCACAACAGAGGAUUUUGGGCUCUGUUGCUGGUGGGGCCCCAUUUGGAAGUGAUAUCUAUAGGGGUCCGGUACUCUCAUCAUCUCCCACCAUGGCUUUUUCUCCAGCUACAGCAUUUCCGUACGCGGGCUUCCCGUUCAGCUCCAGCUUCAGCUCCAGCUUCCCUCUCGUCUCAACCUCUUUCUCAGCGGGGUCAACCUAUGCGGACUCGAUGUCCGUAGGACACUCUUUCUUUCCCGCCGCCAUAGCUUCUCAGCUUGUUGGCCCAGCUGGUGCUGGCCCAGCCCAUUACUCGAGGCCUUAUGUGAUCAGCCUUCCAGAAAGCAGCAACAGCGGUGGAUCUGAAAGUAGUCGGAAGUGGGUUAGGCCAGGUCUUGAUCUCAAUGCGGGUCCAGGAAGUACAGAUGCAGAAGGAAAAGACAGCAGAUUGGCUGCAGCAGCUUUAAGACAAGUCCCUGUUGCCACUUCCCAGGCUUUUAUGGAGGAGCAGGGAAGGAUGUACCAAGUACCAGGUGGCGCUAUGAAGAGGAAGGAGCCCGAGGGGGGUUGGGAUUCAGAGAGACCUGGUUAUAAGCAACUCUCAUGGCAGUGAAGAACGCCUCCGAGGAAUCCAUUUCAUUGGCGACUUUAGGGUGCAAGCAACUGUUUCACUGAGUUUUUUGCAAAAGCUCAAUGCAUGCUGGUCUGUGCCCUGGGCCGAUUUGGUAAUCCCUCGGAGGUAACGAGCCUCACUAAUGUAAAUGCUGAGAUGCCAUUCUCUUCUAGAAGCAAUUUUCCAUGGGUUCAGGCAUUGUUGCUGGUUAGAACAGAGGAUGCGGAUUUAGGUGAUGGACGGUAAGUGAAAUUGCUUUUUUCAAAAGAAAACCUGGCUUUCAUCCUCUUAUGAUGAACCCACUGUAAUUAACUUUAACUUGGUUUGUCAAAGUUCUUUGUUUGCAUAAACUUUUCUCUCAAUUUCCCCUUCCCCUCCCCCUCCCCCUCCCCCUUGUUUUCAAAUAUUUUUCUGGUGGGUGGUUACCGCAGCUUAACAUGCAUCUCCCUUGUUCCUUUGAAUGUUACAUUAUAGAGUUGCUGUAUUAGUUACAUAUGCAGUAUGUGCAUCCUUUUUUAACGCCGGACACUCUAGUUAUAUCUCUCUCUACAAAUGAGGUAAAUUCUUAGUGUGGUUUUAGUUUAACAGGUAAAUUAUUCAGAGGAAAAGUUUCUGUUUUUCUUAGUGGAAGAUUUUGCUACAAAUACAGUGUUGUGGUUAAAGGUUGUUGUUACUCGUCGGAGAAUGGUGAUAUUGGUCGAACAGUAUACACACCCAAGUGUUUUAAAUUCUCUUAUCAUUGUUUGUAUGUC
Messenger RNA from Ananas comosus (pineapple), 5956 nucleotides. RefSeq lists its product as uncharacterized. Gene Ontology annotation, molecular function: chromatin binding. NCBI's taxonomy places the organism in Eukaryota, Viridiplantae, Streptophyta, Magnoliopsida, Poales, Bromeliaceae. Gene Ontology annotation, cellular component: nucleus. The transcript has 4 exons. Bases 444 to 5204 code for a protein of 1586 amino acids. The record is from RefSeq and is a predicted model, not a curated record.